UAGUAGUUGUGAGUCGUCAACAGCGGAACUAGCGCAGAAGAAAUCGACUUGUUGUUUGGGAACCUGCAUGCAAAGCUGCCGUUGUACUUCUUCAGCGGCUAUUAUAGCAUUCGUAUUGCUAGAUAAGACAGCGGCUCUGAAGCGCUGGACCCGUAAACCUCUCAGAUUUCCCGGUGGUCGUCAGGUAACGUCAGCUGAUCAUGAACGUGGCGAAGAGUGGUUACCACGUUUUCUGUGCCAACUCCACGCCCGCGUGCACUGAGCUCUCUAAGAAGAUUACCGAGCGUCUUGGAGUUGAACUGGGGAAAUCUGUGGUUUACCAGGAGUCCAACAGAGAAACGAGGGUUGAGAUCAAAGAGUCUGUGAGAGGCCAAACGAUCUUCAUCAUCCAAACCAUUCCCAGAGAUGUCAACACUGCCAUCAUGGAGCUGCUGAUCAUGGCCUAUGCCCUGAAGACCUCCUGUGCCAAGAACAUCAUCGGCGUGAUCCCGUACUUCCCCUACAGCAAACAGUGUAAGAUGAGGAAGAGAGGAUCUAUCGUGUGCAAACUGCUCGCGUCCAUGUUAGCUAAAGCAGGUCUGACUCAUAUAAUCACCAUGGAUCUGCACCAGAAAGAGAUCCAGGGCUUCUUUACGUUCCCCGUGGACAACCUGCGGGCUUCUCCGUUCCUGCUGCAGUACAUUCAGGAGGAGAUUCCUGAUUAUAGAAAUGCUAUAAUUGUUGCCAAGUCUCCAUCUGCUGCAAAAAGGGCUCAGUCGUAUGCGGAGCGUCUGCGUCUCGGCCUGGCCGUCAUGCACGGGGAAGCUCAGUGUUCAGAGUCAGACAUGGCAGAUGGGAGGCAUUCUCCUCCGUGUGUCCGCAACACCAUCGGUCACCCUGGACUGGAGCUGCCAUGCAAACAACAAGCUCCGUUCCCAGGCAUAGAGCUCCCAAUAAUGAUGGCCAAGGAGAAACCACCCAUCACUGUUGUCGGAGAUGUUGGAGGCCGCAUCGCCAUCAUUGUCGAUGAUAUCAUCGAUGAUGUGGAGGACUUUGUGGCAACAGCUGAGAUUCUGAAGGAGAGAGGAGCUUAUAAGAUCUACGUCAUGGCCACCCAUGGCCUCUUGUCUGCAGACGCCCCGCGCCUCAUCGAGGAGUCCGCCAUAGACGAAGUUGUGGUGACCAACACUGUCCCUCACGAGGUGCAAAAGCUCCAGUGUCCUAAGAUCAAGACAGUGGAUGUCAGUAUGAUCCUGGCCGAGGCUAUCCGACGCAUUCACAAUGGGGAGUCCAUGGCCUACCUGUUCCGCAAUAUCACAGUAGACGACUAGCCAACAAGCACAUUAGAGACAGAGGGAGGUGGGCCAAUGAAGUUCCCCAUUCCCAACACUUCAAUCCCCUUCAUUCCUCAAAGAAAACCCUUUUAUUCAGCAAAACAAUUGAAAUAAACUUCCAUUGCCAGGUGAUAUAAAAUAAAUGAAGACGUACUUAAACCUUUAAAUUCAAGCAGUCCCCGGUGUGCAGAUAUGAACAUAGAUAUGAAAUGAUAAUCCAAUGCAAACAACAUUUAUGAAAGUGUUUUUUUUUAUUUUUUUUUAAGUUUUACUCUGCAGUAAAAUCAACAGUUUCAGAUCUAAUGGUAAAACUUUACAAUAAGAUUAAUUAAUCAACUUAUAUAAACUAGCAAUUAGCUGUUAAUUUGUUAUAGAUUUUAAUAUUAGUAAAUAUUGAACUUGAAGUGAUGAAUCAGAAGUAUUCUUAUUUGUUAGUUGAUGUUAACUAGUGUUAACAUCUGGAAUCAUAUUGUAAAGUGUUACACAUCUACUUUACUGUUAGAAAACUGAUGAUUUUACUGCUUACCAGUAUUUCUGGUCCAUUUUGGUUUAAUUGUGCCAUAGCUGCUUCAUUUUUGGAUGAGCCAUCCCUUUCAUUUUGAAGUCUUUUUCAUAUUUACUCGUCUCCUAAACAUGUAUGACGUUUGUCUGUGUAACACAAAAGGCAAACCGUCCAUUUUUGCUAAUAUUAUAAGAGUGUCCAGCAUAUAUUUCUGUUGUUCCAUGUGAGAGUCAAAGUCAUACAGGAUUGGAGUGUGAAUACAGUAAAUAUUGAUUUUUGCGUGAACUAUUCCUUAAACACUUAAAAUCUACGGUCCACAUUAAGGAAUCAAAAUAUAGUAUGUUACAGAAAAUGCUGGUUUCUAAAUGGUUUUAUUUGGUCGACUCCAGACGACAAACAGAUGAGCUCUAAAUGAACCAAGUACUGUGCAUACUUCUCAUAAAACGCAUCUGUACUCCUACAUAACAAAACUAAGCCAGCAAAAAUGGCAUGUUCCUCAGUUUCAGUCGAUUACAUUUGUGUGCUAACUGUAAGAUCUGCAUUGCAUUUGGGUUUGAUCUUAAAUGAACCAUGUUAGCAAUAGGCCAGUUAUAUACUGCAGACAUAUUAGCAUAUCUAAAUUCAGUAUACUGUGAUCACUUGGCUUGGUAUCAGUGACAUCCACCCAAUCAGAUAAAACCAUUUCGCUUUUGCUUCCUGAUGAAACCUCAGCGGAGGUUGGGACAGGAUUGUAAAACCGAAUGGUAAGCUGAUAACCACAAUGCAUGAGUUUCGAGCUGUCGGGUCAGUGUUCGUUUGAAGCACAGCUACACUUCUUUCUUUUAACAAUGUUUUCCACUUCUCUAUGUUCCUCAUCAACUAGCCGUUUCUCAGUGCCUCACUCUGUGAGAGCGAGUCUGGUUGCUAUGGCAACCUUAUUCAGAGCUGUUCUAGCUAUAUUUUUGCAUUAGCGCAAAUAUGGUCCAACCUUACGGAGAACAUACGUUUUUGCUACAAUGUGUUGAAUCUGUUGUUGCUUUGCUAUCUUAUUUUUGUAAAUAAACACAAGUGAUUUGCUUCA
This is a messenger RNA of Carassius gibelio (silver crucian carp), 2875 nucleotides long. RefSeq names its product phosphoribosyl pyrophosphate synthase-associated protein 1. Gene Ontology annotation, cellular component: ribose phosphate diphosphokinase complex; cytoplasm. Bases 201 to 1310 code for a protein of 369 amino acids. The record is from RefSeq and is a predicted model, not a curated record. The transcript has 11 exons. NCBI's taxonomy places the organism in Eukaryota, Metazoa, Chordata, Actinopteri, Cypriniformes, Cyprinidae. Gene Ontology annotation, molecular function: magnesium ion binding; ribose phosphate diphosphokinase activity. Gene Ontology annotation, biological process: purine nucleotide biosynthetic process; 5-phosphoribose 1-diphosphate biosynthetic process.